Messenger RNA from Vigna unguiculata (cowpea), 1600 nucleotides. RefSeq names its product protein JINGUBANG pseudogene. NCBI's taxonomy places the organism in Eukaryota, Viridiplantae, Streptophyta, Magnoliopsida, Fabales, Fabaceae. The record is from RefSeq and is a predicted model, not a curated record.
CAACUUUCAAUUCCUUCACACAAAAACAACCUCAGAAAACACAUCUCAACGUUUUAAGAUUUCUCCUUAGUUUCUCCUUAUCCAAUGACUAACGCACAAGGCGGCUCCAUGUUGGUGGAGCCAAACACACACAACGCCUUACACAGACCCAAAUUUGGAGCCUUGUUGCACUCCGAACCCAACAACGAUGACGAUAACUUCCAAUACAACCCCCACAACACCCACAGGAACUACACAGAUAGCAGCAAUGAUGUCUCUCCCAACUCCAUGUCCCCGUGGAACUACCCAAACCAUUCUGCAUCUCCUCUCAACAAGUCUCCGUGGGUUUUACCCGCCUCACCCGCCGUAAACCCCUUCCACCACCACCAAGACGACCUUCCCGGCAACAGCCUCAUCGGAUCCCUCGUUCGCGAGGAGGGUCACAUAUAUUCCUUGGCCGUUUCCGGAGACUUGUUAUACACCGGCUCCGACAGCAAGAAUAUAAGAGUCUGGAAGCAUCUCAAGGACUACACCGGCUUCAAAUCCAGCAGUGGAUUGGUUAAAACCAUAAUAAUCGCCGGCGGGAAAAUCUUCACCGGCCACCAAGACGGCAAGAUCAGGGUGUGGAAGGUCUCGUCCAAGAAUCCAAGCAAGCAUAAACGCGUCGGGAGCUUGCCGACGUUCAAAGAAUACAUGAAGUGUUCCAUCAACCCCAAGAAUUACGUGGAGGUUCGCCGGAACCGGAACGCGGUGAAGGUGAAGCAUUUCGACGCCGUUUCGACUCUCAGCCUGGACAAGGAGGAAGGGUUGCUGUACUCCGGGUCGUGGGACAAGACGGUGAAGGUGUGGCGCGUGGCGGAUUUCAAGUGCUUGGAGUCGAUCAACGCGCACGACGAUGCGGUGAACGCGGUGGUGGCGAUGUCCGGAGGGUGCGUGUUGACGGGGUCCGCCGAUGGGACGGUGAAGAUGUGGAGGAGGGUGAGCGAUGAGAAGGGGAAGAAGGUGAAGCAUGUGUUGGACCGGGUUUUGCUGAAGCAGGAGAACGCGGUUACGGCGCUGGCGGUGAACCGUGCCGGCACGGUGCUUUAUUGCGGUUCCUCCGAUGGAAUAGUGAACUUCUGGGAGAGGGACGAGAAGUUUGGGUUCACGCACGUGGGCGUUUUGAGGGGGCACAAGCAAGCGGUGCUCUGCCUGGCCGUGGCGGGGAACCUUCUCUUCAGUGGGUCUGCGGAUAAGAAAGUGUGCGUGUGGAAGCGCGACGAGAGUGGGUUCCACACGUGCCAUUCGGUUCUGACGGGUCACGUGGGUCCUGUUAAAUGUAUCGCCGUGGAGGAGGAUCAGGCGCAGCCGGAGAAGCCUCGCGACGAGAAAGGGGAUCAGCGGUGGAUUGUGUACACAGGGAGCUUGGACAAGUCGGUGAAGGUGUGGCGCGUGUCCGAACAGUCGCCGGAGUUGAGCACGUUCCAAACCUGGGUCACUCCGGGUCCAUUUACCACAUAAACAUUGUUUUGGUUAAUUAGCUGAGUGAUCCAGAAACUUGUAAAUACACAUGGCAUGGAUUUUUUUUACACUCCACUUUGUACAAACCUUGUAUUAAGUAUUGCAAAAGUUAAUUAGCCAA